This is a messenger RNA of Bombus impatiens (common eastern bumble bee), 1546 nucleotides long. RefSeq names its product protein yellow. Lineage: Eukaryota; Metazoa; Arthropoda; Insecta; Hymenoptera; Apidae. The record is from RefSeq and is a predicted model, not a curated record. The transcript is spliced from 3 exons. Gene Ontology annotation, cellular component: extracellular region. Bases 142 to 1380 code for a protein of 412 amino acids.
AUCUGCGCUGCUCUGUGACGCAGUGUACUUCGGAUCGCGAAACCGAUCGAAGCGACGAACAUUCUAGUCUACGAGUUUCCGAGUGGAGCAUAUGUUGUUCAUAUGUCACGACGAAGGCUUCAGUUUCUUGUGUAAUUCGCGAUGGUUCGAUCGUUCAGUUUUAUCUUGAUUAUUGGGUUCUUGUAUCGUGCAACAGGCGAAGGACUAGAAGUUGCUUUUCAAUGGAAAUAUUUGGAUUGGACCUGGCCGAAUGUUCAUUUGACGGGAAGAAAUCAGACGCUGGGUAACGCGUUUACCCAGGAUGUGGACAUCGAUAGAUAUGGUCGUGUAUUCGUAACAAGUCCUCAGUGGUUGGAUGGUGUACCGAUUAGCUUGUCGUUGGUAACGACUGCCUCUGGUUUCGGUGGUCCUUUACUGAUCCCGUAUCCCGAUUGGACCUGGCACACGCCAUACAGUUGUGACAGCAUAAUAUCUGUGUAUAGGUUGGCGAUAGACGAAUGCAAUCGUUUGUGGGUUGUGGAUACUGGUCACAUCGGAGGAAAUGCUGUUUGUCCUUCGAAAAUAUUGAUCUUCGAUCUUGCGAACGAUCAGUUGGUCCAUAAAUACGUGGUUCCGGGUGAUCAAGUGCUGUACGGGAAGGCAGCAUUAGUUACGCCAAUCGUCGAUGUCGGAAAAACAUGUUUCGAUACUUAUCUGUACGUGGCGGAUGUGGAUCAAAAUGGCCUACUGAUUUAUGACUUAUAUCACGAUUAUUCAUGGCGAGUAAACAACACGCGUGGCAAUGCUUUUGGCCCGGAUGACGAUGCCAUGAACAUUACGAUCGCUGGAGAAUCGUUCGAUUUAACGGAUGGUACUCUCGGAAUGUCAUUGUCGCCAAUUGGAUUUUUCGACAAAAGGUAUCUUUACUUCAAUUCGUUGGCCAGCUAUCGACAAAAGUUUACGAAUACCUACUCUUUAAAGGAAAGUAAAUACAGCGAACCAAUAGUGUUCGAAUCGAACUAUAAGCGAGCAAGCCAAGCGGGUGUUCAAGCAACGUCGCGAAGAGGCGUAAUAUUUUUCCAAUUAGUCCAAUUAACGGCAGUCGCUUGCUGGAACAUUGAGAAACCAUUUACACCGGAAAACGUCGUGGUAAUUGCUCAAGAUGAGGAGACGCUGCAGUACGUGAGUGGCAUUAAAGUAAUUAGAAACAGACGGGGCGAAGAAGAGUUGUGGUUCAACACAAACAGGUUACAAAAGACGAUAAACAUGACCCUGAAACCUACUGAAACGAAUUUCCGUAUAAUCAGAGGGAAAGUCGAUGAUAUUAUCAGAGGGACGAAUUGCGAGCCUUCUGGCAUAAAACACAGAUUUCCGGAUACCAACUUCUGGCACCGGAUAUGAAUCGAAUAAAUUGCAUUAUCCCAAUCAAAUUCAAUUCACCAGAUCCUACCUACGUAUCCUUUCGUAUGAUCGCAAAAUCAUACGAGCGAUAAAGUGUAUUUCUCAUCUGUAAUGUAACUUAAUCACAAAUAGGGAACAUAUAAGUAAAAUUUCUAUUCGAACAAGA